Messenger RNA from Elgaria multicarinata webbii, 4967 nucleotides. RefSeq names its product kinesin family member 27 (gene KIF27). Gene Ontology annotation, biological process: spindle elongation; mitotic spindle organization; microtubule-based movement. Lineage: Eukaryota; Metazoa; Chordata; Lepidosauria; Squamata; Anguidae. The record is from RefSeq and is a predicted model, not a curated record. The coding region runs from base 95 to 4294 and encodes 1399 amino acids. Gene Ontology annotation, cellular component: microtubule associated complex. The transcript has 17 exons. Gene Ontology annotation, molecular function: ATP binding; microtubule motor activity; microtubule binding.
UUUAAGGGUUGAAAACUAAGACUGCUAUGAAGAUAGAAAUGCAAGGAAAUCUCUUAAAAGUGAAGUUGUAUGUAUUAAGCAGGCAUUGAAUCCCAUGCAAGCUGCAAUGGAAGAGAUUCCAGUUAAAGUAGCAGUGAGAAUAAGACCUCUACUUGCAAAAGAAGUACUUCACAACCAUCAAGUGUGUGUGAGAUUAAUUCCAAAUACUCAGCAAAUUAUCAUUGGAAAGGACCGUGUUUUUACUUUUGAUUUUGUUUUUGGCAAACAUUCAACCCAAGAUGAAGUGUAUACAACCUGUAUUAAGCCAUUGGUGGCAUCUUUGAUAGAAGGAUAUAAUGCAACAGUUUUUGCCUAUGGACAGACAGGCUCUGGAAAGACUUACACUAUCGGAGGAGGUCAUGUGGCAUCAGUGGCAGAGGAAGAGAGAGGUAUCAUUCCACGUGCAAUCCAAGAAAUAUUUCAGAUUAUUUUUGAAAACCAUAAUAUUGACUUCACAGUGAAAGUUUCUUACAUAGAAGUCUACAAAGAAGAACUCAGAGAUCUACUGGAACUGGAGACAUCUAUGAAAGACCUUCACAUUAGAGAAGAUGAAAAAGGCAAUACAGUCAUUGUUGGUGCCAAAGAUUGCCAAGUUGAAAGUGUGGAAGAAGUGAUGAGCCUGUUGGAAACUGGGAAUGCUGCUCGACAUACAGGCACUACCCAAAUGAAUGAACAUUCUAGCAGAUCUCACGCUGUUUUUACAAUCAGUAUUUGUCAACAACAACAAGCUGCACAGCCUCAGAAGGAUACAGACUCUGCACAAGAUUCAUCUCGAAGUACAGGCCAGCUGAUUGCUUCUAAGUUCCACUUUGUGGACCUUGCCGGAUCAGAAAGAGUAACAAAAACUGGAAACACUGGGGAAAGGUUCAAAGAAUCAAUUCAGAUCAACAGUGGCUUAUUGGCUCUGGGGAAUGUGAUAAGUGCUCUUGGAGACCCAAAGAGAAAAAGUGCACAUAUUCCAUACAGGGAUGCUAAAAUUACACGUAUUCUUAAGGACUCUUUAGGAGGCAAUGCGAAGACUGUCAUGAUAACUUGUAUUAGCCCGUCUUCUUCUGAUUUUGAUGAAUCACUAAAUUCCAUCAAAUAUGCAAACAGAGCCAAAAAUAUUAGAAACAAACCUAUUGUCAACUACAACCCAGACUGGGACCGUAUUGAUGAAAUGGAGCUUGCAAUCAAGUUGCUUCGUGAAGCUUUGCAGAAUCAGCAGGUUAGUGGACAGAUCCCUGGCAGCCAAGGAUCACAGGAUUUGUCUCAGGACAGGAAUAGAAUCCGUUCUCUUGAAGAGCAGCUUGCCCAACUUGAAGUAGAAAGUUUCAACUACCGAAAUUGCAUAGAAGAAGCCUAUGCAUUUCUUGUUGACUUAAAAAGUAUUGCCAGCCUAUCAAAAAGUCAACAUGAAAGAUUGCAAGAUUGGAUCUGUAUGGCUCAGGAACUCAGGAAAGAGGCUUCAACCAUUCCCAAAGUAAACAGUGGAAGUGGAGGUGACCCAGAAGGACCAUAUCAUAUUACAAUUCUUCAGCUAAAGAGAGAGCUGAAGAAAUAUCAGCAGGCUCUUGCUACAGAUGCAGAAGUGUUUAGUGAGAGAGAGUUUGAGAUAAAAGUAUUACAAGAUCAAAUACAAAAGCUGAUAAAGGAGAAUCGAGAAUACCUGGAUUCUCUGAAGGAGGCACAGGACACAAAUAGGCUACAGAAUGAGAAACUGGUGGAGCAGCAGCUUGUAAUUGACCAGCUAAAUGACACAUUAGAGAAAAUGUCAAAAGCCUCUGCCUCCAGUGGUGCUUGUGGAGAUGGACCAGCUACAUUAAUAUCUGCUAAAAGGCCUUACAGUGUUCCAUUAACUAAACAUUUGGUGCAGUCCAUUAAUGCACCUGUGGGGUUGGAUUCUCGAAAGGUACACACAAGCCCUCCUACAUACUCCCUAAACAGAGUAAUUGCUGGAUUUCAAACCCGUAGCCAAAUAAUGUUGGAUCACAUAGAAGAACAAGAUGAAGUUCUUCAUAGCUGCUUUUCUGAUCACAGUGAUGAAGAUGAAAGAAAUGCCAAGAAUAGAAAGAGACUCCCAUUUAGACGCUCCUUAAACCGUACGUGGACACGAAAACAGGCUCCUCCUGGCACUAUACUUGAACAUAAAGAGAUGCAGUGCAAUUUCAGUUCACAAGAUGGAGACAUUUCACAGAUGGAAACUGUUACAGGUGCUGAUAUUGAAUGUAUCCAGAAAAGUCAGAUACUAAACAUGCAGAAGUUAAGGAAUUCAGAGCUAAAACUUAUUGCUGCUAAGCAAAAAAUGAGUGAACUUACACUUAAUAUCAGAAUGAAGGAGGAACUUAUUAAAGAACUGGUAAAAACAGGUAAUGAUGCCCAAUCCGUAAGCAAGCAGUAUUCUCUGAAAAUAACACAACUGGGACGUGAAGCGGAGCAGGCCAAAAUGGAUUUAGCUGAAACGCAAAAGCAGUUGCAGGAGCUAGAGAACAAGGAACUAAGAGACAUUGCUGAAAAGGCCAGAUUACAAAAAGAAUUUAGAAAAAAGAUGGAUGCAGCAAAGCUAAAAGUACAGGUCUUGCAGAGAAAACAGCAGGAAACUAAGAAACUGGCGUCAUUAUCCACCCAGAAUGAGAAGCGUGUAUUGGAAGUGGAACAGAAUGUCAGCCACAUGAAAAAUCAACAAGCUGAACUACAGAAAAGGUUGCGAGAGGAAAAUGAAAAAAAGAAAAUCUUGGAGGCAGAAAUUCAACAGGGGCAACUGCAGAUCAGGGAACUUCAACAAAAGACAGAACAACAGGAGAAGAUUCUAAAACUAAAAGAUGAAGAAAUUGCUGCAUUUAAGAUGAAAAACUCAGCUGAAACACCACAGCAACUGCAGAAAUUAGAAGACAAAAAGAAAUGGCUAGAUGAAGAGCUAGAGAAGGUUUUGCGUCAACGUGAAGACUUAGCUAAUCUGGAAGAAGAUUUAAAAAGAAGAGAAGUGAUCAUUUCCAAGAAGGAAACAUUGAUACAAGAGAAAAACCAUUUGGAAAUUAAAAAACUGAGAUCCAGUCAGGCGCUCAAUAAAGACAGUUUGAAAUUAUCUACCCGUCUGAGCAUGGUGGAUCAGGAAUUAUGUGACAAAAAUAUGCAGCUUCAGAGCAGCAGCAGUGAUGAGCAGGGAAAGAUUUUUGAAGAGGUUCAAGCUCUGCAGAAGGAAAGGGAUCAACUGCUGAAAAGAAGGAACAGUGUGGAUGAGAAACUAAAGAAUGGCAGAGUGUUGUCACCCGAAGAAGAACAUGUUCUAUUCCAACUUGAAGAAGGGAUUGAAACCUUGGAAGUUGCCAUUGCGUACAAGAAUGAAAGUAUCCAAAACCACCAGAACUCAGUCAGAGCCUCAACACAAAUCCUCACACAGAGCGACGCCAAUAUGAUGGGGAAAUUGGUUUCCUUGUCUGCUACUGAGCUGCGAGCAAUUCUCUUAAAGUAUUUUAAUAAGGUUGUCAGCCUCCGUGAGACUGAACGUAAAUUGCAACUGCAGGCUGAAGAACUUGGAAUGAGGGUAAUGGAACAAGAAAACAUAGUGAGAGAACUUGAGUUGGCACUUGAGCAUCUCAUGCUGCAAUGUGAUAGGCGUCUGACUCUCCAGCAAAAAGAACAUGAACAAAAGAUGCAAUUAAUAUUACUUCAUUGCAAAGCAGAACAAGACGGUGAAAGUAUUGCAGAAACUCUUACAACAUAUGAAGUUAAAGUCCAACAACUGGAAAGAGACCUGUUCUUCUAUAAGAAAACUAGCCGAGAAUCAAAGAAGAAGUUAAAGGAACUGCUUGGAGAAUCAAUACACCAUCCUCUGACUCAAAGUUAUUGUUCUACUGAAAGGAUACUGAUCCAAGAAGAACCAAGUACCACAUCAGAAGAACUCAGGACAUCCAAGUCAACAGGGAAAUUAAAAGAAACAAACCACUCAGCAGAUGGUUUAGGAGUGCAGGGGGGAAAAAACAAAUUUGAAGAAGCUGCAGAAAUGGGAUCCAAUAUAUCUGAUAGUCUGGAAGAGCAAGCUGGGAAUUUACGGCAGCCUGCAAAAUCUCAAUCACAAGCAUUCUGUCAUUCUCAGGCAAGAGAGACUGUGACCCUGCUUCAAGGAAUAACCCCAGUAAAACUUUCUCGCAAAGAAUUACGUCAUAUCCCUGCUUCUGAGCUUUCAUCAAGGCGCUCAGGCCUUACAGUUGGUAUAAAUUCUGCUCCUGCAGACUCCAUUGAAAUACCUAGAAAAUCUAAUGACUAUAAGAUAUAAUUAAUCCUGUAAUAUUUUGAAAGUAAGCACACAGUCUCUAAUAUUUCUAAUUUAUUUCAUAAUGUUCAUAUGAAUUACUUCUAGCUGCUGUGCCUCACUGUAGGGCACUUAUUGUGUUCAUAUAGAAAUCUAUGCCUUAUUGGCACAGUAAUGUUGUGAAGGGCAGAGACCAAAUGAAUUUUUGUGCUUAAAGAAUUAAAUUAAAAUGCUUAUACUCCUUACUUUUUUUUAGAAUUAGCAUGGCUUUUUAUGCCAUGUCUUCUUAUCUCCUUACUGCAAAGAUUCUUAGGGCUGGUUCACACAAUACAUUUGUCUGCAUAAGCAAUCCUGACCAUACCUGAGGGAAUAUUCAUGAGAACAAAUGUAAUGUAUAAAACUGAGCAAUCACAGUUAUAGCUGGAUAGUGCAGCUGCAAAAACAAACAAAAACGACGCACCAUAUUACAGGAAGUCCUGCUGACUGUAUCUGUAUUUGGUCAUGUUUACACAGUGUAGAUGUCUGCUUAAACAUGUAGGUAGAGACAAUCCGGAGUGCCCACAUGGACAAAUAAAUAUUGUGUGAACUGGCCCAUUGUAAGGUCUCCAUAGAGACAGCAGCAAUAAUUGGUUUCUGAAUCCUCAUCAGUCUAGCCAUAUUUAUGUUGAAGUUUAUUAACAAAGCACUAUUUGACUCU